Messenger RNA from Myripristis murdjan (pinecone soldierfish), 939 nucleotides. Its product is annotated as GTPase IMAP family member 7-like. The transcript has 2 exons. The record is from RefSeq and is a predicted model, not a curated record. Gene Ontology annotation, molecular function: GTP binding. Lineage: Eukaryota; Metazoa; Chordata; Actinopteri; Holocentriformes; Holocentridae. The coding region runs from base 1 to 939 and encodes 312 amino acids.
AUGCUGAGUUGUUUUUCUCUUCUAGACACACCAAGGAUUGUUCUGCUGGGGAAAACUGGAGCUGGGAAAAGCAGCCUAGCAAACACCAUAUUUGGAGACACUGUAUUCGAGACAAGCAGUUCUCCAAACUCCCAGACUAGUAAAUGUGAAGCAGAGUCCAGAUCUGUCAAUGGCAGAAGCAUCACUUUGAUCGACACUCCUGGAUUUGUUGACACAGAGAAAACUGAGGAGCAGCUGAGGGAAGAGAUACUGAAGUGUGUCUUAGAGUGCUCUCCUGGGCCUCAUGCUUUUCUCAUCGUGCUUAAAGUGGAGAGAUACACAGAUCAUGAGGAGGCCGUUGUCAAAACGAUUUCCCAAUGUUUCUCUGCAGAAGUUUUCAGAUAUGCUACAGUUGUCUUCACCCACGGUGACCAGCUUGAUGAAGGAGAGAAAAUCCACGACUUUGUCAAUCAGAGUAAAGGCCUGAGGGAUCUUGUGGAGAAGUGUGGUGGCCGCUGUCACGUCAUUGAUAACAAAUACUGGAACAACAACCAGCAGGAUCCCUACAGGAGCAACAAGCUCCAGGUGGCUCAGCUACUCUGUGCAAUAGACAAGACAAUUGAGGAAAAUGAUGGAGGUUGCUUCACCACUGAGCCGUUAGAAGCCACAGAGAGAGAAAUACAAGAGGAGCAAGAGCGUAUUAGACAGUCAUCAGGAAACAUGUCAGAGCGAGAGAUCAGAAAAAAGGCUAAAAUUGAGGUAUUGCAUAGAUUUUGUAUCAAAUUUGCUGGUGUCACAACAGGAGCGUUGUUAGGAGCUUUCCUUGGUUUGGCUGUGGCUGGUUUGACAGCUAUUAUUGCUAACAACCAGCAGGAUUCCUACAGAAGCAACAAGUUCCAGGUGUCUCAGCUACUCUGCACAAUAGACAAGAUAAUUGAGGAAAAUAAUGGAGGCUGCUAG